Aspergillus puulaauensis is the source of this 1668-nucleotide messenger RNA. RefSeq names its product glycosyltransferase. The record is from RefSeq and is a predicted model, not a curated record. NCBI's taxonomy places the organism in Eukaryota, Fungi, Ascomycota, Eurotiomycetes, Eurotiales, Aspergillaceae. The transcript is spliced from 4 exons. Gene Ontology annotation, molecular function: UDP-glycosyltransferase activity. The coding region runs from base 1 to 1668 and encodes 555 amino acids.
AUGCAUAUCGCAUUCCUGAGCAACCCUGCCUCGGGCCAGGUCAACGUCCUGUUUGCCACGGCGCAGCAGCUGGUGGACCAGGGCCAUCUGGUGACAUUCCUGUCUGCGGCCUCAUGCAGCAGCAAGAUCGAUCGCUUCCGCAGUGCCCAGCAGCCCUGCCACCAGCAUCUGAUCCGCUUCAUCAGCGUGGGCUCCGGCAAUGCGGUGCGAGACUUCACCGCGAUCAUCCAGACUCGCAUGCACCUCGCACGCAGGGCGCCUGGCGACCCGGUCAGCCUGCAGACCUGCAAUGAGUCUUCUCUCGGCCCAGCGGACGACCACGCUGCCACGGCCCUGAGCGUGCGAGAGCACCUCGACCAGGUCGAUCCGGACAUGAUCUGCGUCGAUGCGCUGACCACGGCGCUCCUCACCGGCGUGCGCCUCACCAAGCGCAAGUUUAUACUGACCGUGCCCUGCUCGCCUGGUCUGACUGCGCUUCCUGGUGCAUUCCAGCCCAGUCUGAUGGCUACAAACCGGCGGGGGUCAUGGGGGACCUUCUUCGAGAAUAUGUACCUCAGCAUGCACGACUUCAUCGACAGCCGACGCCACCCCGACCGUCGCGCAAAGCACAGGCUUAUCAAACGUCUCGGGCUCAAGUCCUACGGGGUCUCCAGCGACUCUUCCAUCCUCUCUCCCCACUGGGAAGACGACAACUGCGUCGCCAGCAUCCACUUCAACACCCAGGGCCUCCUCGACUGUCCCAACCAGUCGCCCAAGACCAUCUUCGUCGGCGCAGGCGUCGCAGCAGAGCCCUCGCCCUCGCCCUUGACUCCCCCGCCUACAACCCCGUCCACGCCGUCUCUCACCCCCGCCGGUUCAUUCCCCGAGCUCGUCUGGAUGGACGAAGCAGCCGUGCUCGGCCAGGACGUGGUCUACAUCAACAUGGGAUCGAUGUUCAUCUGGGAACCCGCCGAGUUCCGCGCAUGCAUCGAGGGCUUCAAGGCUGCUCAUAAGAAACUAAACGGGCGCGUCCGGUUCCUGUUCAAGAUCAACUCGCUCCCUCGCACGCCGAGCUCAACCUCAACAUCAGAAAAAGAACCAGCAGUAGAGGACCUAGAACUCCCCCCCUUCGUCCGCCUCACGCACUGGAUCUCAAACCAAACCGCCGUCUACACACACCCCGCCCUAAAAGCCUUCAUCCACCACGGCGGCGGCAACUCCUUCAACGAAGCCGUGCACUUCGCCGUUCCCCAGCUGGUACUAAGCCAGUGGCUCGACACACACGAGUACGCAACCUACGCACACAAAUUCGGCCUCGGCCUGCGCAGCGAACACCCGCCCUGGGUGGAGGCGGGGGAUAUCGAAGCUAAGAUCCUGGAACUGCUCGGCGCGCGCUGGGCGGAGUUCAAGGCGAAUUGCCGCUGGUGGGCGUAUCGGAGUGAGCUGGGUGGUGGGCCUGAAGCGGCGGCGAGGAUUGUUCUCUUCCAUGCGCAAACGCAACAGUUUUGUGCUGCACAGGUUGGAUCGCAGGGGCGGAAUCAGCAGUCUAAGCCUGGGUCUGGGUCCGAGUCGAAGUCUACUGAGACGGAGACCGAGACAGACGAGUUGACGCCCCCGUUGUCCCCUGUGCAGGUCUCGGCUGGUUUCGAGAAGGAUGCGGAGGGGGUCAAGGAGAUUGCUAUUUCGUGA